Anastrepha ludens (Mexican fruit fly) is the source of this 1212-nucleotide messenger RNA. RefSeq lists its product as uncharacterized. Bases 219 to 1091 code for a protein of 290 amino acids. The transcript has 2 exons. NCBI's taxonomy places the organism in Eukaryota, Metazoa, Arthropoda, Insecta, Diptera, Tephritidae. Gene Ontology annotation, biological process: positive regulation of ATP-dependent activity. Gene Ontology annotation, molecular function: ATPase activator activity; ferrous iron binding. The record is from RefSeq and is a predicted model, not a curated record.
GUGGAACUUUUGAGUCCGUCGUCUUGCUUUGACUUUGUUUCUUAUAGUGGGAGGAGCACAAAUCCAGCGACAUUUCCAAAAAAGGCAAGCCUUAACAAUCAAUAAAUACUAACUCGCUACCAGAGCAAAAUAAAUAUUUUUGUUUAAAAUAAUUGCGUUUUUGUGGUGAAGUGAGAAGGGCCACUGCUGUAACUGCCGCUGCCCAUCAUCGACGUAUAAUGUCAAAACGGAAUUUCUAUGAGAUAUUGAAGUGCACACCAACAGCAAGCUUCGAAGAGUUGCGCCGCAAUUACAAACAAUUAAUUCUACAAUGUCAUCCGGAUAAAUUACAACACGAUAACACCAAUACCCAAACAACAACGCAAGUUGAUAAUAGCACCAGCGUAACUAAUGAUUCUGCGUCCACUUCGGCUGCUACUGUUGACCUAAAUGCUGAAUUGACAAUGACCACAUCUUUAGAUCAACUCAAUGGAGAAUUUGUGACCAUAAAUGAAGCAUGGAAUACGCUCAAAGAUCCCACCAAACGACGCCACUACGAUGCCGAAAUAAUGUUGACAAAGUUCCAAGCCCACAGUAAUAUUUUUGCACGGUUAAAGCUUGCGGACAUGAAACGCUGUGCCGCCACAGUAACAACAAGCAGUGGCAAUGGCAGUGGCAGUGACAGUGAUAUUGGUGAAUACUACGAGGGCAAGACAGCUGAGGGUGGUACAUGCUGGUACUAUACGUAUGACUGUCGAUGUGGCGGUCAGUACAUUGUUGAUGAGUCAGCAGACAGUGAAAUACUUGAAAGCAACCAGAAGCGCACUGCCAACGACCACAGCCACAAUCAACCGCCACAAGAGUAUGAAACGCAACAAAAACAAAUGAACCUCGAUAAUGGCAUCGAUAAGCAAAACAGCCAACCCGCUGCUGACAGUGAUGCAGAGAAUGCGCCUUCACCGAAUUGCGGCAGCAACAGAAACAGUGAAAAGACUGGUGUUUAUGAAGACGUUACAGGCGCUGGUUUUGCUGAUGGGGACGGUGACGGUGACGAAGAGGGCGAAGUGCUUGUCGAAUGUAGUGAAUGUUCUUUGGUGAUCGUAUUGACUUAAACGAGAUGUGAGUUGUCAUGCAUUGUCUUUUGAAACAAUACGGCACAAAUAAAUAUAUACUUAAGCGAGUAAAUAAUUGUGUACAAUGAAAUAUAAAUAAAAUAACGAUAAUUAUGAAUAA